This is a messenger RNA of Olea europaea var. sylvestris, 790 nucleotides long. RefSeq names its product annexin D3-like. NCBI's taxonomy places the organism in Eukaryota, Viridiplantae, Streptophyta, Magnoliopsida, Lamiales, Oleaceae. The transcript has 5 exons. The record is from RefSeq and is a predicted model, not a curated record. Gene Ontology annotation, molecular function: calcium ion binding; calcium-dependent phospholipid binding. Bases 1 to 777 code for a protein of 258 amino acids. Gene Ontology annotation, cellular component: cytoplasm.
AUGGCUACUAAUAGAGUACCAGAAGUGGUUCCUUCUCCACCUGAAGACAGUGAAAAACUCAUGAACGCUUUCAAGGUGCUAUGUUUCCUUUUCCUUGAUUUUGUUUACGUGAAUACAUGCAUCAUGCAUUAUGCUUUAGGGGUUUGUUGUUUUGAAGGACUGGGAACAGACGAGAAGGCAAUAAUUAGGGUGUUGGGGCAAAAAAAUGCAAGCCAAAGGAAGAAAAUCAAAGAGAUGUUUCAGCAGAUUUACAAGAAGUCCCUUAUAGAUUUUCUCGAUUCUGAAUUAUCUGGUGAUUUUGGGAGAGCUGUGAUCUUAUGGGCAUAUGAUCCUCCUGAAAGAGAUGCAAGACUCGCAAAUAAAGCCCUGAAAUCGAGGAGGAAAAAUAUCACGGAGUUAGAAGUACUGGUAGAGAUGGCUUGCACAUCAUCACCUCACCAUCUGGCUGCCGUAAGGAAAGCAUAUUGCGCUCUAUUUGAGUGUUCUCUUGAAGAAGACAUCAUAUCUAAUGUCUCUCUGCCUGUGCAAAAGGUCUUGGUCAGACUAGUAAGUUCUUAUAGAUAUGAUAAAGAAGCAGUGGAUUCCAGCAUUGCCAAAGCUUCAAUUGUUGGGCUUGGGACUGAUGAGGAUUCAUUGACUAAAGCCAUUGUAACUCGAGCUGAAGUCGAUAUGAUGAAAGUUAGAGGAGAAUAUUUUAACGCGAACAAACCGAGCCUUGACAAUGCUGUAAUGGAGACACCGCAGGGGACUCACUUGAGUCCCUCGCUUCCAACAUAAUUUCAAAGGAAUA